UAAAAUGCACUACACUGAAAACUUUGACCAAAAUACCCUUAUUUAAAGGAAAAUGAACACUAUUGAUUUGCUGAAGUGGAAAAUAUUUUGAAACAAAUUGGAUGGUGGUUAUUUCACUGUUACUUAAAUAGGAAAAAUCAGCUUAUGGAAACCACUUCCUUUUUGUCAAUAGAUGGAAGAUUGACUAGCCAUGUAUUCAAGUCUGGCAGCGGAGCGAUGAUAGAUGUCUGUCUUAAUUAUGAUUUUUGCAGUGAUAUAAUAAAAGUUAAAUAUUUAGUUCAGUAUAUGCAUUUUCCUGUUAAUUUCCCUUGCCUUUAUUUUGAGUUCAUCUCUCUUGGUUUAAUUUACAGGCAAUUGUUUUUUCUUUGAAAUCAUGUUGAGCUUGAGAUGCAAAAGUAAUGCUUGACAUAUUAACUAGAAUUACAAAGGAUUUUUGAAAAUAUUUGAUGCAUAGAAAAUGGUGCAAGACUUGGAAAGGAAAAAGAGGGAUAGAGAAUCUAAGCAUUUGUGUACUGAUAAUUAAAAUAUGAUCUGGAAUUGGUUUUAGAAAUCCUGACUUGCAUGUACUAGAACAAAGUAUACGGAAGAAAGCAACUGAUUUCUCUUCAAUGUGGACCUUCAGCAAUGAAACAGGAUGAUAAUAUACCUGGAAAGCAAAUGUUCUUAGAAAUUUGUCUUUGGGACAUGGUGUUGUUCUUGUUAAUACAGAUGAUGCUGGCACAUUGAUGGUAACAAAUUUCCGUCUUAUUUUUCUGAGUGAAGGAACUAGAAAAGUUAUUUCCCUUGGAACGAUUCCACUAGCAACCAUUGAGAAGUUUAACAAGAUAGUUGUAAAGGUUCAGUCAAAUAAUCGUUCUGUAGACAAGACACCAGCUCAGAGACUGCUCCAGGUGAUUGGAAAAGAUAUGAGAAUUUUAGUCUUCAGUUUCAGACCACGUACAAAACAGAGACGUUUGGUGUUUGAUGCGCUACUGAGGUGUACAAAGCCAACAAGAUUAUGGGAUCUUUAUGCUUUUGCAUCAGGACCUUCUAGGUUUAAGAACACUACUCCACUGGUCCGUUUACUAGAUGAAUAUUGUCGGCUUCUUUGCCUAGGUUCUUAUCAUGCAUCAAUCGAUAUAAUUGAAAAUGGGUCGUUCAUCUGGUCAAAUGAACUAUGGAGAAUAAGUAGCGUGAAUUCCAGUUAUACAAUGUGCCAGAGUUAUCCAUUUGCUUUGAUUGUUCCAAAGAUCAUUAGUGAUGAAGAAGUGCUCCAGGCAUCCAGCUUCCGUGCAAGAUGUCGACUGCCUGUAGUUUCAUGGUGCCAUCCAUUGACUGGAGCAGUUGUUGCACGAUCUUCUCAACCCUUAGUUGGUAUUAUGAUGAACAUGAGGAGCAACAUGGAUGAAAAACUUGUGGCCGGACUCUGUAGCAAGCUAGAUAAUGGCUCAAGGAGAAAGUUAUAUAUUGUUGAUGCACGGCCAAGAAAAAAUGCAUUGGCUAAUGGAGCCAUGGGAGGUGGUUCAGAAUCAUCGUCAAACUAUUUUCAAUCUGAGGUAGUCUUCUUGGGGAUAGACAACAUCCAUGCGAUGAGAGACAGCUUUGUUCGGCUCCGAGAAUACAUGGACACUCAUGGCAGAGCGUCAUCAGAUGGAAUGUCCUCUUUCUUGAGACAAGGUGGGUCAACGUGGGGUGGUGGCAAUCUAAGUAGUAUGUCUGCUUCGGUAUCAACCCUUGGGGACAUUGGAUGGUUACUGCAUGUUCAGAAUGUGUUGGCUGGAGCAGCUUGGAUUGCUGCUCGUGUUGCAAUUGAAAACUCUUCUGUUCUUGUGCAUUGCAGUGAUGGAUGGGAUAGAACAAGCCAGUUGGUUUCACUUGCUAAUUUGUUGCUUGAUCCAUACUAUCGGACAUUCACAGGGUUUCAGGCACUUGUUGAAAAAGACUGGCUUGCUUUUGGUCAUCCAUUUUCUGAUCGGGUGGGAAUGCCAUCUGUCUCUGGAACUGGCAACAUGCCUUUUGAGUUAUCUAGGCAGCCUUCAACUGGAAAUUUUGCACCAUCACCCAUACACCAGUCAACAGGAACAUUUUCAUCACAACCUCCAGCUUCAUCUCACUCCCAUAACUCCAACAACUAUUCUCCUAUUUUUUUGCAGUGGGUUGAUUGUGUUUCACAAUUAUUGCGGAUGUAUCCUUUUGCUUUUCAAUUCUCUGCGGCUUUCCUGGUGGACUUCAUAGACUGCAUGCUUUCUUGUCGUUUUGGAAACUUCUUAUGUAACAGUGAGAAGGAGAGGCAGAAAUGCAAUGUUUUUGAGGCAUGUGGAUGUCUGUGGGUUUAUUUAGCUGAUUUACGGACAUCAGAAGGAGGUUCGCAUGUGCAUUACAAUCCCUUCUAUGAUCCACUCAAGCAUAAUGGUCCUCUUCUACCCCCAGCAGCAGCAUUGGCGCCUACGUUAUGGCCCCAAUUCCACCUUCGUUGGGCAUGCCCAGAAGAAGCACAAGCUGGGGAGAUUGAAGCGCAAUGCAGGAAGAUAGUUAUGAAAUGCUCUGAGACGCAGAAGGCUAAAGAAAUGGCAGAAAGAAAAGUUAAAGAAGUUACAAAUUCCAUGGAGUCACUGAAUGCUGAAUUACGACGUGAGAAGCAGAUAAACAGCUCAGCUAUGAACAUGGCAAAGAGUGUGAGCAAAGAAAAUAUGGCUAUAAAGCGUGCAAUUCAGUCAAUGGGGUGCAAGGUUCAUGUCUCUGGUAGUGGUGAAUGCACUGUUGACAUUGAAAGCAACCCAGACAUUCUGUGUUGUUCCUCAAGAAAAGAAUCAAAUAGUAAUGUGCGUGAUGACAAAACGGACCCACCUGUUUCAGUACUAGUCACAGCAGAUGAUGAUGAUGAUGGAAACAAUGGGAUUGUUAGGGUAUGUGAAACUCUAUGCCCAUUUGGCUCUGGAGGUGGAGGCUGCAGGUGGCCAAAUGGUGGUUGUGCUCAAUUAGGUAGCCAGUAUGUUGGCCUCAAGGCAAACUUUGAUGCAUUUGACCAACUGUCAAUUAAUGAUAGUUAUUUCAAGUCUGAGUGAGCAGUGAACAGUUGCGUAACCAAUUUUGGUUUCUUUAAACAAUGAGAAUGGUCGUUGAUUCUUUUUUCCACUCCUCGUGACGAAAAAAAGGGGAGAAGUAGAAGACCCUGUCAUUUUUAUAGGGUCUCGGAAAUUGUACAGGUUAUGGGUCAUCAAGCUGCAGUCAUCUCUAUUUGAGAAUGCUCGGUACAUGUAUCCGGUUUAUGCGCAUCAUGGUGCUCCACAUUCAUAUCUAGAAUAGUCACUGAAUCAUAAUUGUUCUUCAAUAAGAUCAAUUUUGUACAGAUGAUCAUCAAGCUAUUGAAUUUUAUAUCUAGAGGGAUCAAUGUAUAUAGCAAGUAUAAUUCGUGCCUCAUUAAUGCAGAAUACGCUGACUUGGUUGGUACUUAUUAUAUUUCACUAAAAUAAGACAGGAAUAGGUUUUAGAGGUU
Molecule: messenger RNA, 3475 nt
Organism: Vigna umbellata (rice bean)
Lineage: Eukaryota; Viridiplantae; Streptophyta; Magnoliopsida; Fabales; Fabaceae
Source: RefSeq, a predicted model, not a curated record